AUGCCAAUAGUCCAACAAGUUCGUCUAGGGUCUUCAGGGCUAAAGAUAUCUCCUAUUAUUGUAGGUUGCAUGUCCUUUGGGUCCAAAUCUUGGGCGCCAUGGCUUUUGGAUGAUAAGGAAGAGAUUUUCAAGAUUUUGAAAUAUUGUUAUGACAACGGACUUCGUACUUUUGAUACAGCAGAUAUUUACAGUAACGGUCUGAGUGAGAGGUUGAUUGGUGAGUUUCUUAGGAACUACAAUAUUAACAGGGAAACAGUUGUGAUUUUGUCCAAAGUGAACUUUCCAGUUGACGAGUCAUUAGAUCUGAGUGUAAAAUCUAUUUUCAACGUAGAUGAGGUCACUGCCCUUACUCUAACCAAUCAAAGAGGCCUUUCCCGGAAGCAUAUAAUUGACGGCGUAGCAAAAUCUGUGGAAAGGUUGGGCACGUAUAUAGAUGUCCUUCAAAUUCAUAGGUUUGAUUCAGAAACCACAAUGGAAGAGACAAUGAGGGCUUUGAACGAUGUUGUUGAAAGCGGGCAUGCUAGGUACAUUGGUGCUUCUUCGAUGUUAGCAACAGAGUUUUCUGACUUGCAAUUUACUGUCGAAAGGAAUGGUUGGUUCAAGUUUAUUAGUAGUCAAUCACAGUAUAAUUUAUUGUACCGUGAAGAUGAGAGGGAGCUUAUUCCAUACGCUAAGCGUCACGGGAUUGGUUUGAUUCCAUGGUCUCCAAAUGCUAGAGGAUUGUUGACAAGGCCUGUAGGCGUUGCUACAGAACGGUCAUCUUCUGAUCCGCGUUUUCAGAAACUGACCAAUGCUGGCAUGGAAAUCAUUAACCGUGUUGAAGAAGUUGCCAAUAGGAGAAAUGUCAGUAUGGUGGUGGCUUCAAAUGCGUGGGUCUUACAUAAGGGGUGCCACCCCAUUGUUGGCAUGAGCUCAACCGCCAGGGUUGAUGAAGCCGUUCAAGCCUUGACUUUCAAACUCACCGAUGAAGAGGUAAAAUACAUCGAAGAGCCAUACAGGCCAAAAUCCUACGAAUGA
Messenger RNA from Lachancea thermotolerans CBS 6340, 1017 nucleotides. RefSeq names its product aldo-keto reductase superfamily protein. NCBI's taxonomy places the organism in Eukaryota, Fungi, Ascomycota, Saccharomycetes, Saccharomycetales, Saccharomycetaceae. The record is from RefSeq and is a predicted model, not a curated record. The transcript has a single exon. The coding region runs from base 1 to 1017 and encodes 338 amino acids.